AUGGAAUAUUGCGUGAACGCGACGCGUGAAGUGACUAAAACGAUCUCGGAGAAAUGUCACGUAUUAAACAAGAUGCUCAAAGCGUCGCGUGUCAAACUUCAUAGUGCUCAAAAGAUUGCACACGACUCAGUGUUUGUACAAAUGCCGCUUCUCCAAGAAAUGAAUCGCGUAUUUGAACAGCUUCAAAGUACAACUGUAGAUCCUGGCAUGGUUGCUGAUGAACAAGACAAGACACUUUAUGAUUUUAUUGAUGCGGAAACAGUUCGAUCGUUACAACAGGAUGCAUUUGAACAAACAAAAGAAAUAGAAGAAUUACUGACUACGCAUCAACAUGCUAUUGCAAGAAUUGCUAUCAUUUAUGACUUUUUCACAACAUUUGAAAAGACUCAUGAGACCGACUUGAAAGCAUUAAGUGGUGACUAUCGAGAACUUGCAUUGAUAAAUGACGACAAGAUCAAAUCGAUUGAGGAAUUCUAUACUAUAGCAGUCAGCUUUUUUGUCGACAUGGAACAAUGUGACCGCUUCUUAUUGCAAUAUUUUUCAACAAUUAAUGAUAUUUACCCACACUACGAAAUGAUAUUCGCUGAUGUGCAUUUGUUAUUCGAAGAACUUCGUAGUCUUCGCGACUUUUAUCUUCAAUUUCUAGCAUCCUAUCAGUCUGUUGGAAUCGAAAUGCAACGACGUAAACAAUACGAGACGAAAGUUCGGCACUUUAUUGAAGAGACUCAAGCAAAACUCGCUUUGUUAGAACAAGAUGAAUUUGUCUUACGUAGCACAUUUUGUGCGGAACAUGGACGCUACUUGCCUUCUACUCUAUGUCCCGAGAUUCACGACGCACCGGACAAAUAUACUGUCGUCCAUGAUGGUAAUUCCAAGAGUAAGAUUGAUCGCAAGGAGACACAAUCAGCUGAAACAGCUUAA
Plasmopara halstedii is the source of this 921-nucleotide messenger RNA. RefSeq lists its product as hypothetical. Gene Ontology annotation, cellular component: phagophore assembly site; Atg1/ULK1 kinase complex. The transcript is spliced from 9 exons. Lineage: Eukaryota; Oomycota; Peronosporomycetes; Peronosporales; Peronosporaceae. Gene Ontology annotation, molecular function: protein kinase activator activity; molecular adaptor activity. Bases 1 to 921 code for a protein of 306 amino acids. The record is from RefSeq and is a predicted model, not a curated record. Gene Ontology annotation, biological process: autophagy of peroxisome; piecemeal microautophagy of the nucleus; autophagosome assembly.